AACGCGAGCCCAUGCAGCAGCCGCAGGCGUCGCCGGCCGAGCCUGGCUCGUCGCCCAAGCAGCCGACCGCCUUCUCGGUCGACGACAUCCUGGACCCAGCCAAGUUCACCGGCACGCGGUUCCGGUGGCGGCCGCUGCUCGACUCCUCCACCGAGUGGCCACCCGACGAACGCGGCGCGUCGCCGGCCAAGGGUGGCAAGUCCUCGUCGUCGUCCUCGUCCUCGUCGUGCUCCAAGAAGAAGCCCGAGCCCAAGGCGGGCAAGCCACGGCGUGCGCGCACCGCCUUCACGUACGAACAGCUGGUGGCUCUCGAGAACAAGUUCAAGACGACCCGCUACCUGAGCGUCUGCGAGCGGCUCAACCUGGCGCUGUCGCUGCGGCUCACCGAGACGCAGGUCAAGAUCUGGUUCCAGAAUCGACGCACCAAGUGGAAGAAGCAGAACCCGGGCCUGGACGCCAACAGCCCCGCGCUGCCGGCAUCGCCGCCGUCGCCCUUCUCGGCGGGAUCCCUGUACGGGCCCUACCUGGCGCCCUACUCCGUCUUCCCGCAGCCGCCUUUCUUCCCGUCGUAGCGCCGCCCCGUCCCACCUUGUACAGUCGCAAUAAACCCG
Dermacentor albipictus is the source of this 611-nucleotide messenger RNA. RefSeq names its product homeobox protein slou-like. Gene Ontology annotation, cellular component: nucleus. The record is from RefSeq and is a predicted model, not a curated record. Gene Ontology annotation, biological process: regulation of transcription by RNA polymerase II; cell differentiation. Gene Ontology annotation, molecular function: RNA polymerase II cis-regulatory region sequence-specific DNA binding; DNA-binding transcription factor activity, RNA polymerase II-specific. NCBI's taxonomy places the organism in Eukaryota, Metazoa, Arthropoda, Arachnida, Ixodida, Ixodidae.